AUGACACCCGAUGAUAUUCAAGGUGACUACACGUGUGCUGUGAGUGUGGAAGACUAUCGUUUGGCCAGCAAAAAGGUCGAGUAUAAGGUCGUCAUUAAGCUCUCAUUUUACUCGUCGCGUGCACACGCCACAGGCCGAACUAGUUGGCACAUCUGGCGCAGCUUUUCAGCCUUUCGCAAGCUGGAUGAGCAGCUACGCAAGCGCAAUGCUGUGCUCAUGAAAGGUAUUAAGUUUCCUCCACUUUACCGUCGUAAAGCAUUGUUCCGAGUGGAUAAGAGUUCCGAGUUUAUAGGAGCGCGAGCGCGCGAGCUUGACAACUAUAUGAACGUCUUGACACACAAGCCGCAGCUCGUCGCUUUCCAUUUGGCGGCUGUAAGCAGCCAGACGCUUAAGAACUUUGUGGGCUUUAACUCUGGCUUUGGAGCAAAUGCAGACUAUGACCAGCAGGACGUGAAACUUCGUCCGUCGGCAUCUAUCUUAGCGUCCUCAGCAGUCGUGCAAGCCACAGCUAGUGUCAUGGGAGAUGACGACGAUGACUUUCGCUCCGUCUCAAGUAUAUCCACAGUGUCUUCUGUCGCCUCUAAUACCAGCGACUAUCGGUGGUCCGGAACGGGCUUUGUAGGCAGUCAAAGCUUUGUGAGACAUCCUGCGCCCCAAAUGCAGAUGAAUGGAGGACGCACGUCGUUCGCGAGCAGCGGAGGAUCGUUUGCGAGUUCAAUUGGCCCUGGAUCUUCGAGAGGAAGUUGGUUUCCGGCAUCAUCAACGGGGCCGGACACUGCUGGCCAUGCGUCAAUGGCGUCAGUCUCGAAGGGAUCGAUGAUGGCUAUGACAGCACCUGAUGUUAUUACGCCUGAGCUGGAUAUGCAACGAGCAAAGAUGGAGGACCAACUGGUGCAGAUGGGACUUGUGGGUGUUGGUAUGCCGCCCGAUGGAUCUUGUUUGUUACACUGCAUUGUGUAUGAGAUGUAUCCGCUUCAGUGUCUACGCGACUGCCCGUCAAGUAUGACGGUAGUAAAUGUAGGUGCGGCAGACGGUAUGGCACCACGACGAGUGGCAGCAGCGCAGUUUUUAAGAGUGAAGCUGAUGGAAUACGCGCUGGAACAUAUUAAGGUUCUAGCGGGCUUUCUGAUGCAAAAUGAGGAGGAUGUGAAAGAGCAAUAUGAGACUUUUAGAGACACACCAGGCGAGCAGGCUACGACUGUUGAAUUGUAUGCGGUGGCGAGUAUGUUCAACAUUGAGUUGGUACUGAUUUCGAAUGACGAGAGCUUCAAGAUCGACCCCGUGCUACCAGUGGAAGGUCUUCCAUCAGUGCGCGAAGGCCCGCGGCGUACAGUUACUCUUGGUUAUCUGGCCCCGGCCGACGGACUUGCCGGACACUACAUUUGCACGCGUGAGAGGCGUGCACAAAUCGGUAUGCCUCAGAACACGUUUGCUGGGGGGUAG
Messenger RNA from Peronospora belbahrii, 1443 nucleotides. The record is from the annotation of a GenBank genome assembly. Lineage: Eukaryota; Oomycota; Peronosporomycetes; Peronosporales; Peronosporaceae.